UUCUUCCAGCAAGGGCGAUGGGAGGAAUCUGUAUUGUACCCACAACGGGCUUCCGGGGUCUAUAAAAGCAACUCAGCAAGCUGACCCCUUGCGAACUGUUCUUAUCUCUGUGUGCUAUCCGACUCAAACACGCUUCCAACCUUUCGCCGCCUGUUCAAGAUGAAGACUAUCCUGCUUUCCCUUUCCGCCGUCGCCCUCCUGGCCAUCUCGGCUGUGGCCUCGCCAUUCCCUUCCCUGGAUCGCCGACAGAUCCAGUGGUGCAAAAGCGACAAUGACUGCUUCGAUGGUUCGUGGUGCAGUGCCAGUAAAUUCAACGGUCGCAGGGUUUGCGUUUGGGGAACAGAAGGGGCGUUCUGUGCGAGCGACGGCGACUGCCAGGGCGAACUUAUCUGCUAUCGCGGCGGCGGUCAUUCGAUGCCGAGCUGCCGCCCCGCAGGCUACCAGGAAAGGCCAGACACCGGUUCCGCCCCCUCACGCACCGGCUUGCCCGCCGCGGUUGUUCCUAUCAGUACCGCGGCCGCUGAAGCUUCCUAAAGUCGCCCGCAAAACACCAACGCUGAUAGCAACGCACAGCACUGCUGCCAUUUCGGUUACCUACAAAGCUUUGAGCCAGAGUGACGAGGACUGAAAGAUGAGAUGGUAUGCCUUACGACGCACAAUCGCGAG
Molecule: messenger RNA, 666 nt
Organism: Fimicolochytrium jonesii
Lineage: Eukaryota; Fungi; Chytridiomycota; Chytridiomycetes; Spizellomycetales; Powellomycetaceae
Exons: 1
Coding region: 160-534 (124 amino acids)
Source: RefSeq, a predicted model, not a curated record